AUGGCGAUAUCCACUCUAAAACACCCACCUAAUAAUAUUUUGAAAGAACUGGAUGGACAUUCGAGGAAUGUAGAUGAUCACUUUGGUUUUGUUUUCGUCUGCCGCAACAUCACUUGUUUUUGGAAUGACUCUUCACUGGAUGAGAAACUAAUCAAGACUUUGGAUGUGACUGUUUCAAGUGGAAGUAAAUUGUUUUGGAUCUAUGCUAAAGCGUAUGACUUCGUGACUUCCUUGUCCGAGAUGUGUGAGAAAUUAUUGGAGAAUAAUGUAGCUGGGUUUUGUUAA
Funneliformis caledonium is the source of this 285-nucleotide messenger RNA. The record is from the annotation of a GenBank genome assembly. Lineage: Eukaryota; Fungi; Glomeromycota; Glomeromycetes; Glomerales; Glomeraceae.